Molecule: messenger RNA, 582 nt
Organism: Macrobrachium nipponense
Lineage: Eukaryota; Metazoa; Arthropoda; Malacostraca; Decapoda; Palaemonidae
Exons: 1
Coding region: 1-582 (193 amino acids)
Source: RefSeq, a predicted model, not a curated record
AUGGAGAAUUUGUUAAAGAAGAAAAAGGCAGCCAGAGGAUGGGUUUCUAGGCUAGGAAAGGAACUCAUAAGUUUAUUAGGAAGGCCUGUCCUUAGUGCAGUUGAAUUGAAGGCUGUUAUUGACAAUUUUGAUAUUCGUUUGUCCAAGUUAGAUGAAGUACAGUCAGAAAUAGAAGUUGAGUUAGAAAGUGACUUGCUUGAUGAUGACUUGGACAAGGCCUUUGAGUUUAGAACGUCUCUUAUACCUAGGAUUAAAGCUGCUGAGAAACUCCUAGAGUUAGACAAAAAAGGUGACGAUGUUAGUAGUACUACUAAUGGAUCUUCAGGUGCACAAGUGAAGCUGCCUAAGCUAGAACUGCCGAAAUUUAAAGGAGAAGUGACAGAAUGGCAGUCCUUUUGGGACCAAUUCAGUUGCCAUGUAGACAAUUCAGAUAUACCAGUAAUAAGUAAGUUUAGUUAUUUAGCGUCAUUGCUGGAAGGAGAAGCCAAAUCAUUUAUCUCAGGUCUAUCUCACACAAGUGUAAAUUAUAUAAGAUUGCAUGUGAUCUACUUAAGGAGAGAUUUGGAAGGCCAGAGAGGAUGA